Engraulis encrasicolus (European anchovy) is the source of this 1712-nucleotide messenger RNA. Its product is annotated as sterile alpha motif domain-containing protein 3-like. The transcript is spliced from 10 exons. Bases 308 to 1441 code for a protein of 377 amino acids. Lineage: Eukaryota; Metazoa; Chordata; Actinopteri; Clupeiformes; Engraulidae. The record is from RefSeq and is a predicted model, not a curated record.
GAGCCUUAUCCCCAACAUUAAAAAUCAGGUAGUUUUCCUGAAAAAUCUGGACAGUUUAAAGCCAAGACAUGACCCUGAAGCCAACACUUCAUCCUUUGGAAAUACAGGAAACCAAAAUCAACCCUCCACAACAAAGGAAUGGCCAAUAACCUAUAGGCUUCCCAAGUUCCCUACCACCCUCCAGCAGAAACUAAAUGAAAAAAGUGAGGACUUCAUAGCUUCCGCCUUUAGAAACAAAUGGAGAUCCCAAAUCACACAGGUUCUGUUUGAUGAUAUUUGUAGCUACACAUGGUAUCCUACACGAAAAAUGUAUGACAGCACUUGUGCUGCCCUCGUUGCACAAUACAACUUCCUGCGGGACCGCACAGGGAAAGGCUAUGAAUCAUGGCAUCAAAUGCUAAGAAAUAAAUUCAAAAAGGAACGAAGACCCCUGGUGUUCAUCCCAGAGAUCCAGCAAAAGAAGAAGACCCAAAAUAUUGGAGAGACCAUUGACACAGCAGGACUUGGUGAGGGUGCAGCAAGCCAGGGAAGCCUCCAUCCAACGAACCAGUCUCUCAACCGAAAGAAGACCCAAAAUCAGACUGGAGAGACCAUUGACAUAGCAGGACUUGGUGAGGAUGCAGCAAGCCAGGGAAGCCUCCAUCCAACGAACCAGUCUCUCAACCGAAAGAAGACCCAAAAUCAGACUGGAGAGACCAUUGACAUAGCAGGACUUGGUGAGGGUGCAGAACGCCAGGGAAGCCACCGGAUGAAGAUGAAGGCCGAGUGCAAAAAACGUCACCCAAAUGUGUCCUUCCUCACAGACAAGAUGGCACGAACAAGGGCGGACAGGAACAUUUUUUUAAAGAGCCACUCCACCAUGGAAGCCCUGGAGGAGUAUCCUGCCCUACGGUUUCCCAUCAUACUCCUUGCAGAAUCACAAAGCCAGCUUGAUGUUGAUGUCGACCGCAGCAUCAUGUCUGGGAUCGGACAGAUAGCGAGCAGGGUCAUCGAACAAUGCCAGCGACGGGCCAUAGGACUAGAACUCUUUGAAAUGUACGAAGAAGCCAAGGCUGAAUGUGCGGAGGAGUCACACAGAGGUCUUCAGGUGAUCCUUGCCACACUUCUGCUGCCGCAUCUAUUCAGAGAGAUUCCUGAUGCCCUUUAUGUCAUCAAUAAGAAUCCUGAGGUUCCAACUCCGGUCCUUGUUGUCAAGGGAAACCCCUUCCUGGAGGCGACGUAUGGCGUACACCUCGACUACACUGAAAUCCUCACCACACAAGUUCAUGAUAUCACUCUUGCCUUCUCCACCUUGAUGUCAAUUUAUUUUGUUUUCAAUAUUGAAUAUCACAAGAAAGUGAAAAACACACUGAAUUUCAUAGAAAAAUAUUUAAUGUCUAAUUCACCUCAAGGGAAAAUUUCCCCCACUGUUAUAAAAAUGGCCAAUUAUUUGUUUUUUUAGUCCCAGUUCUCUGUCUCUCUCUCUCCAUAGACAUGUGCCUAUACUAAGUGAUAGUAGCCCUUCAUUGAAUGUUAAACUGUUACUGUUAUGUGAGGGUGGUGGUGGCGGUGGUGGUGUAUAGCCCACAGCUUUUUUGAUUGAUACUUACAGUAUUAUAUACUGAACGUUUAUAUUUAUUAUAUUUAUAUUGUUUUUUGUUUGUUUGUUUACAGAUUAAUUUAAAACACACUCUUGUGCUUGUGUGUGUGUGUGUGUGUGUGUGUGUGUGUGU